This is a messenger RNA of Benincasa hispida (wax gourd), 1270 nucleotides long. RefSeq names its product F-box protein AUF2. NCBI's taxonomy places the organism in Eukaryota, Viridiplantae, Streptophyta, Magnoliopsida, Cucurbitales, Cucurbitaceae. The record is from RefSeq and is a predicted model, not a curated record. Gene Ontology annotation, molecular function: protein binding.
AAAAAUGCAAAAACAGAACGAUCGUUUUUUGUCCCCUUAAUUUUUAAUUUCCUUUUUGCCCCACAGUUUCCAAUGGCGGAAGAACAAGAACAAGAUGCUUCUUCAAUCCAUAACAACGAUGACGGCUUUGAUUCUCUUCCGGAUUCCCUCAUUCUUCUGAUCUUCAACUCUGUUUGUGAUGUCAAAACUUUGAUCCGUUGCAGAGCCGUUUCGAAGCGUUUCAAUUCUCUCGUUCCCCAUUCCGAUUCCCUUUCUGUGAAGGUCGAUUGCGUCAUUUCCUCCGAUUCCGAUUCCGAUCAAGACUCCUUCCUCCUCACCUUCUUCAAAUCCGUCGUCAAAUCCUUCUUCCAUUUGAUUUCCACUGUUCUUGUCCAGUCCGAAUCACAAAACUCUCCAGCCCAAAUCCUCCGUCAGUUCCGCCAGAUCCAGCGUCUUCAGAUCGAGUUUCCGACUGGGGAUCUCAAGGUUGAAAGAGUCGUUAAAUGGAAAGCCGAGUUCGGUGACGCGCUUAAGAGCUGUGUGAUUUUGAUUUUCCGAGGGAUUAGGAGCGGAGAGAUUGUAGCGGAUGAGGAUGUCGAUUUUGAUUUCAUUGGAGGGCUGAAAUCGAAGGUGUUUAUGACGAUUAGCACUCUGAUUACGGCGUCGGCGAGGCACCACGUGUUGGCGGAGGUGGUGGUAGAGCAUUUGGAGAUGGAGAGUUUGGUUUUGAGAGACAGGGGAGGGGAAGGCGUGGUGGUAAUGGAGAAGAACGGUUUAGAGGAGUUGAGGAGAUCGAGAGUGAGCGACGGCGGGGAGGUGGCGGAGUGGACGCGGACGAGAACGAGGGUUCCGAGCACGACGGUGAGGAUGAGGCACCGGGGGAGGGUGGAGCUCCGGGGAGGGAUGUGGAUGGAGGAUGCCACGUUGGUGGUGGUGAGGCCCACUGGAAAUGCCAGCAAGAGUGGAGCUGCUGACGUGGAGAAAGAUGAUGCAGACGUGGCAAUGAGGGCAUUUGAAGGUGACGAUGCGUACAGAGAGGCAGUGGGAGCGUUACUGAGGAAGGGGAAGAGGUAUCAGCUAGAAAUGAACUCUUUCUAGAUUUUUCUUUUUUUCUUUUUUUCUUUUUUCUUUUUUUAAAUAUUAUUGUAAAUUUAAUUAUUCUAAGCUGAAAAUAUAAAUACAUUAUUAGGCUGUGUAUACUGUAUAAUGUAUAGUAACAGUAUAUUGUAACAUUUUCUUUUAUUUUAACAUUUUCCAAAAAAAAAAAGUGUAAAAUAUAUUCACAGUAUAU